Messenger RNA from Salvelinus fontinalis (brook trout), 1330 nucleotides. Its product is annotated as transmembrane protein 183A-like. Lineage: Eukaryota; Metazoa; Chordata; Actinopteri; Salmoniformes; Salmonidae. Gene Ontology annotation, biological process: regulation of protein stability. The record is from RefSeq and is a predicted model, not a curated record. Gene Ontology annotation, cellular component: SCF ubiquitin ligase complex. The transcript is spliced from 8 exons. The coding region runs from base 153 to 1235 and encodes 360 amino acids.
CACUUACGUCAGUCCCAUGAUGGCUGAAGAUCCUGGAGGAACAUUUUUCAAUUUCUCUCCCACUUUUUUAUUUUUCUCUUUACCUCUGCUUGUCAUAGAGACAUGGCAGGAUACACAGCCUCGAUAAGCGGCCACAGACCCUUGUUACCGCCAUGCCCAAGAAAGGGAACCGAAAACGGCUGAAAUUUCGGGCCGGGGACGUCUGCUCGGAGUCAGUGACAGUUGCUGAUUUCGCCAAUGCCGACCCAGCCGUAGUGAAGUCAGGGAGGGUAAAAAAGGCAGUUGCCAAUGCAAUUGAAAAAGAAGUGAAGAUGUUGUGUGGGCUAGAGGGGUCGCAGGGUUCCUUACAGGAGGUGUUCUCGUCAGCGUCCACCCUCACCGGAGACACCCUGGAGAGUAGCGACGACCUCGGGGAGGAUGGAGAGAACGAGGCCAAACAGGCCCGCAAGAAGAAAAACAAGAGGAGGAAAGAGUGCAGUGAGUGCAGUGAUGGGGAGGACUACACAGUGGAUAUCUGGCUGGUGCUGGCUUCCUAUAUCCGUCCAGAGGAUGUGUGUACAUUUGCUCUGAUCUGCAGAAACGCCUGGACCGUCACCUGCACUGCUGCCUUCUGGACCAGACUAUACAGGAGACACUACAGUCUGGAUACUCACCUGCCGUUCCGUCUGCAGCCAGACUCCAUAGCCAGGAAGCGUUGUCUACGGGCUCGCGUGAUUCGCUCCCUCUUCCACCUGUAUGAGCCAUUCAGCUCACGUGUCUCCCUGAACCCUGCCCUCCCAGAGUCCACGCCCACCACGCUACUCAACUCCAAGUGUCUGCUGUUCUGGGUCAAUAAGGUUGUGGGUACUCGACCUGAUCCUAUGUGGGAGUUCAACUUCAAGUUUGUGAAGCCGGCGGUGAGGUGUAAGGGUGGUAAUGCCACCCGGGGUCUGCUGUUGCCCCGUCAGUAUGAGGAUGUCAAUGCUAACCCAGACUCAGACUGCUACUUGCUGCAGGUCACCACCCUGAACUUCAUCUUUACCUCUGUCGUCAUGGGGAUGACCCUCGCCCUGUUCAACAUCAACGUGAGCACGGACAUGCGUCACCACCGAGUGCGCCUGGUAUUCCAGGACUCUCCCCCCCAGCGGGGGAGGAGGGGGGAGCAGGGGGGGACACAGGUGGUGCUGGAUCCUGUACACAGCGUGAGACUCAUGGACUGGUGGCAUCCGCAGUACCCUUCCUCCCCCUAUAUCUAAAACCCAUGUCUCAUCACGUGUAGAACCCUCUUACUAUCCCACACACACAUUACCCCCUUUACUCCUAAAACCCUGACUGUACCGUCUGCCCGUAC